This is a messenger RNA of Lecanosticta acicola, 1872 nucleotides long. The record is from the annotation of a GenBank genome assembly. NCBI's taxonomy places the organism in Eukaryota, Fungi, Ascomycota, Dothideomycetes, Mycosphaerellales, Mycosphaerellaceae.
AUGCCUGCGGCCCAAGCAGAGCGAGAGUCAGGCCCAUCGGAUGAAACGCCAGAUGCAUCCCUCUCGCACGAGGAGUACAACAAUUCCUACAGUCUCGCGGCGCAUUCGAAUGGGGAAUCUCACUCCAGGACCUCGCGAGCGGCCUCUCCCGACGGCGGAUCGCUCUUUGCCGGGCAGUAUCUUGGGCCUGCGUCGCCCUACAACUUCCUCCGUCGAGCCUGGCAACGAUUCGAACGCGACGACUUCAAGGCCGACUUCGUCGGAGCGGCAUCCGAGGAUCUCAAUCCGACCGAGUCGAUCUUCUCCUAUGGUGAUCGCAACGUCCCCAAGCCGGACCGGCGAGUGGAGGGCUUCCGGCUCCCGGAUCGAUCGAGUACCGCAUUGCUCACCUCGCAGUACUUUGAUCUUGCCAUGCCAACAUAUCGCUUCCUGCACGCCGGCACCGUGCGGCGGUGGCUGGAAGACUACCAUCGACAAGAGUCCAGUCCGGACCAGGCCCUCCUCUUACCGGUUCAACAGGCGAUCGUCUGCAUGGUCUUAGCAACUGCUCGCCUCUUCCACGCGGACAGUAAUGGCGUCAUGCGUCCCGACCAGCAAUCGUGGGAGGACAGUGAACGCCUGUUUGAGGUUGCGCAGGCGAAACUGCGAGCCGAGCGAGGUAAGGCCCGGCUAGAAUCCGUGCAAGCAAGACUCGUGAGCUGCUUGCAUCUCCUACAUACCCACCGCCCGAAUGAAGCGUGGUAUAAGUUUGGGACCACGGUACAGCUUUGCAUGGCUCUCGGCAUUCAUCGCGCAGCAACCCUGGGACCCCCAGCACACCACGACCCGGUCAAUCGGGAGUGCCGUCGACGCACGUUCUGGGCUGCGUCCACGCUCGAUACCUAUCUCAGCGCCAUGUUGGGUCGACCUCCAAUGAUACACCUGGAUGAUAUUGACCAAAGACUGCCCGAAGCGAUUGACGAUGAGGACUUAUCAUCAUCGGAUGGUGCUACUCCUGAAAGACCGGUGAGGGAUAGUGUCAUCAAAGCAGCUAUCUUACAUGCACAGAUUGAGCGCAUCGUCAAGAAGGCCUCGCGAGAACAGUAUUCUGCCCAGCGCAAGACGAGCCGUGAGAAACUAGAAGCGGCGACCAGUCUGAACGCUGAAACCGCUGCCUGGAGAGCUUCACUUCCCGUCGUGCUUUCUGGAGCAAUACAUCCUUCAAGUCUCAUACCCACCUUCAGACGCCAGAUCACGGUCCUACAAUUGGCCCACGCGCAUGCACUCAUGCUCAUCAACCGGCCAAGUCUCCUGCUUGACACCGGCCAGGUCGAUCUGAAAGAGGCUCAAGUCGAUGCUUGUAUCUCAGCGGCAAAGUCGACGCUAGAUACGAUCCUGGCAGCGGGUCUAGGAACUCACAUUUUCCAAGUCUUCUGGUACACGCAGUUUGUCGGCUUCAAUGCUCUGUCCAUCGUCUACGUUUGGCUCAUGCAGCGCAAGCAAGGACGCCUUCCCGAAACACAAGGUAUCGAGGAAGACGAGCUCCUGCAGCUCGCGGAGAGUGUACAGAAGGACUUGAUCGAGGCAAGCCGCACGAAUGCACCGAGUUUGAGGUAUAGUAUAGUGCUGGAAGAGCUUCACCAGGAGGUCCAAAGGAUGAAUUCAAAGCCUCCACAGCGGCUAUCGCACCUGAGCACUAUCCUGGAGACUCAUAGCGGCGGGCCAUCACAACCUUCUCCCAAUCCAAUGGGGGUCGAAGAAAUUGUCGAAUCGGUCGAAGCAGGGGCAGAAGAUCCUUUGAUGGAGGCUCUGGCUCGUGACUUUCCUCUGGACCCAGAUUUGUGGCUUGCUCUAGACUCGUUUCCAUUCUCGGACCUUGGACAGAUAGAGUGA